GCGGCCUGGCCUGGACGGGGCGGGGGAGGCCAUGGCCUCGGCCGAGUUGCAGGGGAAGUACCAGAAGCUGGCUCAGGAGUACUCGAAGCUUCGAGCUCAGAAUCAGGUCCUGAAAAAAGGUGUUGUGGAAGAACAAGCAAAUUCUGCUGCUUUAAAGGAACAACUGAAAAUGAAGGAUCAGUCAUUAAGAAAACUGCAACAGGAAAUGGACAGUUUGACAUUUCGAAAUCUACAGCUUGCUAAAAGAGUAGAACUUCUUCAAGAUGAACUGGCUCUAAGUGAACCCCGGGGCAAGAAAAACAAGAAAAGUGGAGAAUCUUCCUCUCAGUUGAGUCAAGAGCAGAAGAGUGUCUUUGAUGAAGAUCUACAAAAGAAGAUAGAAGAGAAUGAACGGUUGCAUAUACAAUUUUUUGAAGCUGAUGAGCAGCACAAGCAUGUGGAAGCAGAGCUGAGGAGUCGGCUGGCCGUGCUGGAGACGGAAGCGUCUCAGCACCAAGCUGUGGUUGAUGGCCUCACACGGAAGUACAUGGAAACCAUUGAGAAACUUCAGAAUGAUAAGGCUAAACUAGAGGUAAAAUCUCAGUCUCUAGAAAAGGAAGCCAAGGAAUGUCGACUUCGAACGGAAGAAUGCCAAUUACAGUUAAAGAAUCUCCAUGAAGAUUUGUCGGGUAGAUUAGAGGAAUCCUUAUCAAUCAUCAAUGAAAAAGUACCUUUUAAUGAUACAAAAUAUAGUCAGUAUAAUGCUCUAAACGUUCCACUCCACAAUAGGAGACAUCAGCUGAAGAUGAGGGAUAUUGCUGGGCAGGCCCUAGCUUUUGUUCAAGAUCUUGUGACAGCUCUUCUGAACUUUCACACCUAUACAGAACAGAGGAUUCAGAUUUUUCCUGUUGAUUCUGCCAUCGACACUAUAUCUCCAUUGAAUCAGAAGUUCUCACAGUACCUUCAUGAAAAUGCGUCUUAUGUCCGCCCUCUUGAGGAAGGAAUGCUUCAUUUAUUUGAAAGUAUUACUGAGGAUACUGUGACUGUCCUGGAGACAACUGUGAAAUUGAAAACUUUUUCAGAGCAUUUAACCUCCUACAUAUGUUUUCUUAGGAAGAUUCUUCCUUAUCAGUUGAAAAGUUUAGAAGAAGAAUGUGAAUCUUCUCUCUGCACGUCUGCGUUACGAGCCAGGAAUGUAGAGCUGUCCCAGGACAUGAAAAAGUUGACGGCAGUGUUUGAGAAGCUGCAGACUUACGUGGCUCUGCUUGCCUUGCCAAGUACAGAGCCAGAUGGACUCCUCCGAACAAACUAUAGUUCUGUCUUAACAAUUGUUGGUGCCGCUCUACAUGGGUUUCAUGAUGUUAUGAAAGAUAUUUCCAAACAUUAUAAUCAAAAAGCUACAAUAGAGCAUGAACUUCCAACAGCAACACAAAAGCUAAUAACAACUAAUGACUGUAUCCUGUCAUCAGUAGUGGCAUUAACAAAUGGAGCAGGAAAGAUUGCAUCUUUCUUCAGCAACAAUGUGGACUACUUCAUUGCUUCACUGAGCUACGGGCCUAAGGCAGCGAGUGGAUUCAUUAGUCCUCUUUCAGCCGAAUGCAUGCUACAGUAUAAGAAAAAAGCUGCUGCCUAUAUGAAGUCUUUGAGAAAGCCGCUCGUGGAGUCUGUGCCUUAUGAGGAAGCACUGGCAAACCGCCGGAUCCUUCUCAGCUCUACUGAAAGUCGAGAAGGCCUAGCACAACAGGUUCAACAGAGUUUGGAAAAGAUUUCUAAACUGGAGCAGGAAAAAGAACAUUGGAUGUUGGAAGCACAAUUAGCCAAAAUCAAGCUAGAGAAAGAAAACCAACGAAUUGCAGAUAAGCUGAAGAGUUCAAGUAGUGGGCAGUCAGUUGGGCUCUCCCAGGAAAAUGCUGCCGUAUCGAAUGCUGCUGGUCAGGAUGAAGCCACAGCAAAGUCUGCAUCAGAGCCUGUUCAGAGCACGAGUCUGAUUGGGAUUUUAACCAGGACAUCUGACAGUGAGGGUCCAGAUGUGGAAUCUCGUGAAGACUUAAUUAAGAGUCACUACAUGGCAAGGAUAGUGGAGCUUACGUCUCAGUUGCAACUGGCUGACAGUAAGUCAGUGCAUUUUUAUGCUGAGUGCCGAGCACUCUCUAAAAGACUGGCCUUGGCGGAAAAGUCUAAGGAGGCAUUGACGGAAGAAACGAAACUUGCCAGUCAAAACAUCAGCAGGCUUCAGGAUGAGCUGACAACUACCAAGAGGAGUUAUGAGGAUCAGUUAAGCAUGAUGAGUGACCACUUGUGCAGCAUGAACGAGACACUGUCUAAACAGAGAGAAGAGAUUGACACGCUAAAGAUGUCCAGUAAGGGGAAUUCUAAAAAGAACAAGAGCCGAUAGUGUUCCAGUAGCUGGUCGGUUACUGUUCUUUCCAGAGCUGCUCUUGCAUGCAGCAGGGCUGAGACCACGUCCAUGCUGGCCGCCUUCCGGAAGCUGAAGUGUUGUUGGACCUAGCAAGCUAGUCUUGUUGGACAUGGCCUUGAAACAUCUAAUACAUAUUUGUAACCAGUAAGGCAAAUACAGAAGUUGAUGUUGGCAGUAAAUGGAAAACAAUACAUAUACCAUGGAUAUUGUAGGUUUCCUUAUGCUGUUUUUACUGUGCACUUUUUAAAAAUUAGGUUUUCAUUUCAGUAUGUAAGAACAAAUAUUUUGUAUAUUUUCAAACUCAAUUAUAUGGUAAUCGAUUUGGUAUCUAUGGAAUAGAUAUAUGUUUCUGGGAAAAAAUGCUUAAAUUGUCAAACUGUCAUUACUUCUUACCAUAAUUGAAAGCAUUCUCCAGAUUCUUUUUUUUUUUAAAGAUUUGUUCAUAUUCUCUCUCUCUCUCUGAAGAGGAGGGAGGGAGCCUUGCAAACUUCAGAUCUUGUGGGUUUAUUAUCAUUGUCUCUAGCUCUUCGGUACCCUCUGUGUUAGAGUAAUAGCUAAAGGAAGUUCAUGUCAAUAAAUUCGUACUUAUAUCAAA
Molecule: messenger RNA, 2993 nt
Organism: Carlito syrichta (Philippine tarsier)
Lineage: Eukaryota; Metazoa; Chordata; Mammalia; Primates; Tarsiidae
Gene: PPP1R21
Product: protein phosphatase 1 regulatory subunit 21
Exons: 22
Coding region: 32-2374 (780 amino acids)
Cellular component (GO): early endosome; membrane
Source: RefSeq, a predicted model, not a curated record